AUGAGGUACGACGGAACCCAAGACCCACAGGAGCACCUUACGGCCUUCGAGGCCAGGAUGAACCUGGAGGGAGUGGGGGACGAGGUAAGGUGCCGCGCUUUUCCAGUCACCCUCGCGGGACAUGCAAUACGGUGGUUUAACAGCCUCCCGCAGGGCUCGGUGGCCAAGUUUUCGGAUAUUAGCCACGCCUUCCUAGCCCAAUUUACUACCAGAAUAGCAAAGGCAAACCACCCGAUCAAUCUGCUCGGAGUGACACAGAGGUCCGGAGAACCGGCAAGGAAAUAUUUAGAUCGGUUCAACGACGAGUGCUUGGAGAUCGACAGGCUAAUUGACUCUGUUGCUAGCCUAUGCCUGAUGAACGGACUCCUAAACGAGGACUUCAGAAAACACCUCACCACGAAGCCGGUGUGGACAAUGCAGGAGAUCCAAUGUGUAGCCAGGGAGUACAUCAAUGAUGAAGAAGUCAGCCAGGUUGUGGCUGCCAACAAACGGCAACCCUCCUACAAUCAAACCCAGCAUCACGGGAGCGGAGAAAGACAGAAGGAACACGCUAGGGACGCCGGUCUGAGCAAGACACCUAGGCCGUUUCCUAGAGUUGGGAAGUUCACUAAUUACACUCCCAUCACCGUCUCCAUCAUAGAAGUGUACCAACAGAUAGCCAAGAAGGGGAUUCUGUCGAAACCCCGACCUCUGAAGGACCGAACAAGGGGAAACAAAAGCCUUUACUGUGACUAUCACAAAGGCUAUGGGCACAAGACACAGGACUGCUUUGACCUAAAGGACGCGCUGGAACAAGCGAUCCAGGACAGAAAGCUGGCUGAAUUCUCCCAUCUCAUCAGGGAGCCAAGAAGACGAGACCGCGACCGAGAGACAGAGGACAAGACUCGUACGGUAAAACGACGUCACGAUCAGAAUGACAACGAACAAGGUCUCACCAUAGUAAAUGUUGUGACGACGAGAGACGCACCCCCAAGGUCAAAGUCGGCACACAAGAAAGACGCCAAAGUCCUGGCGAUCUCUUCAUCAUCUACACAAAGCCCCAAGAGGUCGAGGUCACCACCCAUCUCAUUCGGCCCGGAGGACCAGUGGUUUGACGAGGUCGCGGAAAGCCCCCAUGGUCAUAAUGUCCAGAGUGGGAACCGGCCUCAUUAA
Messenger RNA from Arachis ipaensis, 1152 nucleotides. NCBI's taxonomy places the organism in Eukaryota, Viridiplantae, Streptophyta, Magnoliopsida, Fabales, Fabaceae. The record is from RefSeq and is a predicted model, not a curated record.